Molecule: messenger RNA, 557 nt
Organism: Trichoderma asperellum CBS 433.97
Lineage: Eukaryota; Fungi; Ascomycota; Sordariomycetes; Hypocreales; Hypocreaceae
Source: the annotation of a RefSeq genome assembly
CUCUUUUCUUCUUCACUGCAUUUCAAUCGCUCACUCCGCAUGCUCUUUUUUUUUUUCGUGGAUCUAUCAAUUGUUUUGUUAUUCCUUCUAAUUGGGAUAUGGGAGCUGAAGAUAUUGCAUUUAUGUACGUUUGGGAGCAAUUUUGUUUACCAGGGAGCGAAGAAGAAACAGGAAUCUUUUUCUCUAUGACACCGGAAUACGGCGUUCGCGGCCAUUUUACUAUCUGCUUUAUAUACCCUUUGGAAAGAUUUGGAAAGACACUGUUUUCUCGCCAGGUGUCGUCAGAAACAGAGAGGCACGAGCCUGCGUCGGUCAGGCUGCUCACUGCUGGGCCGAUGGUGUUUAGAUUGCGGCAGAAGCAAACAGCGCAGCGACCUGGAUGCAAUGCAUUCAUCUCCCCGCGGAGAGAGACCGCAUCUCGACCAUGCAAGCAGGCGAGGCGGUAUGCAUCAACACGCAGCUCCAGAGCCAUGCGCUGUUAGUCAUUAGCAUUAGCAGUAUUAUUUUUAAGACGUAAUACGAGUUGGCGCAACGUGCUCCGUACAGGGCGACAGCGU